Cercospora beticola is the source of this 468-nucleotide messenger RNA. Its product is annotated as alpha/beta fold hydrolase. NCBI's taxonomy places the organism in Eukaryota, Fungi, Ascomycota, Dothideomycetes, Mycosphaerellales, Mycosphaerellaceae. The record is from RefSeq and is a predicted model, not a curated record.
AUGUUAUUCCUCUUCUACUACCCCACCGAAACGAGCAAAACGCUUGGCGAGGCGUGGUGGAAGAGAGUUCAUGAACGACAGCUCCCCGACGAGCCACGAAAGGACUACUUACUUGGUGCUGGAGUACGGAACCAGUUGGCUGCUAUUUUCACUUUCACGGUGAAUGAAAGUAAUUUCGAUCGUUUGAAGGAUAUCACAGCGCCGACCUUGGUCACGAAUGGGCAUACGGAUGUUAUGUCUCCUACGGUGAACAGUUAUGUGCUUUAUCAGAAUAUUCCGAAUGCGAGUCUUGUGCUGUUCCCUGAUUCGGGACAUGGGCAUCUAUUUCAGGAGCCGGAGUUGUAUGCGCAACAUUUGGAGAUUUUCUUGAGGAGGUGAUGAGAGGUGUUGAUAGGAUAAGACGGGCUUAGAGGGCGUAGAGACGAGGCUCGGUCAAGUGUGCAAAGGGCGUAGGAGUGUAGUACCAAC